CAAUUGAAAGAGUUAGAAAUCUGUCAGUUUUAAUCUCCAAAAGAUGCAGAACGAAGAGGGUCAAGUCACUGAGCUUUACAUUCCAAGGAAAUGCUCGGCUACUAACAGGUUGAUCACAUCAAAGGAUCAUGCUUCUGUGCAGCUCAACAUUGGUCAUCUCGAUGCUGAUGGGGUGUACACUGGUCAAUUCACUACCUUUGCUCUCUGCGGUUUUGUCCGUGCUCAGGGUGAUGCUGACAGUGGAGUCGACAGGCUAUGGCAGAAGAAGAAGGUUGAAGCCAAACAACAGUAAGACCCACAAGCUUUGUUUUCUAGUUUCUAGGUUUCUUUUUGAAAUCUAGAUGUGAACCUGUAUCUGGUUUUCUAAUUUCUUGUUGCUGCAAAGAUAUUUUUGGUUUGAAAGAUAAUGGAAUGAGAUGUUUGGUUCUUG
Messenger RNA from Camelina sativa (false flax), 430 nucleotides. RefSeq names its product small ribosomal subunit protein eS21y-like. Gene Ontology annotation, cellular component: ribosome. Gene Ontology annotation, molecular function: structural constituent of ribosome. The record is from RefSeq and is a predicted model, not a curated record. Gene Ontology annotation, biological process: translation. NCBI's taxonomy places the organism in Eukaryota, Viridiplantae, Streptophyta, Magnoliopsida, Brassicales, Brassicaceae.